AUGCCACCGUCUGGCCUCGUGCGAUGCAAGAGUUGGGUCGGCAUCACGGAACAGGAAUUCAUGAAGUGCGAGAGGCUGCUGGUGGUGUGGCUUGUGGCUCUUGUGCCGUCUCAGUGUCAGAAUGUCCUCAAAACUGAUGGUCGGGCGCUCCUUCCUCGUCGCCUGGCAGGGCGCCCAGAUGUCUGCAACCCCGCGGUCCACCAUCGCGCCUUCCGCCCGCCACCAAGAGUCCAAUGUGCAGAUGGCUUGGGACGUGAACUGCUUCGCAGAGUCUCGAAGGCUUCGUCUUCGUCAACCACGUACACCACCCUCGGGAGCACGCGACCUCUCGCUUCGCCCAGCCAGAGGUCCUGCGCGCAACAUUAUCUCACAGCCGCACUACGCCGCUAUCCCGGCGCCGGAUUGGACGAUUGGCAGCAGUCCUGGCCAUCUGGCGCGCGGGGCUAG
Metarhizium robertsii ARSEF 23 is the source of this 447-nucleotide messenger RNA. Its product is annotated as amino acid permease. The record is from RefSeq and is a predicted model, not a curated record. The transcript has a single exon. Bases 1 to 447 code for a protein of 148 amino acids. Lineage: Eukaryota; Fungi; Ascomycota; Sordariomycetes; Hypocreales; Clavicipitaceae.